UUCUUGCUCACUUACAACCUUCGUUAAACACUCCCACUGAAUAUAAAGUUAUAAACACCAAAGCCCCAGUUUUCCUUCUGUUUCCCUCAUUUUCCCGAGAAAAUUCAAUUUUUCUUUCUCAGAUCUGCAUGGUGUUCUUCUUCUUCGCCACUUAAAUUGUGUGGUUUUCUGUUUGGCGAGAGUGAAAUAUAGUUUUUUGGUUUGAAAUUCUUCUUCUGAACGGUCCGGCUGGGAAAAUCGGAGCGGUGUAGGGAGAGAGAGGGAUUUUUCCAUUUUAAUUGAGUCUUCUUCUGCUUCUUUUGAGGGGGUAGCCGGGGCCUCGGCCUCGGCGGGUUUUAAAGCCCCCACCUUUGAGGACAUCAGAUCUAUAACCUUCCAGUAUUUUUUUUUUUUUUCUUCUAACUAACUAAUCUCUUAGAUCGUCGCGGAGGUUCAGGGAUGCCGGCCCUUGCGUGCUGCGUAGAUACUGCUGUUACGCCUCCUGGCUACGCCGCGUGCUUAGCUGGGGACAGCUCCCUUGCCCCUUCGGUCCCCUUCUCCGCCACCGCCACCACCGCCACGGUUGCCAUCGAGAACUCAAACCCGUCAACCACCAUUUGGACGCCCUCUCUAUCCGCCUCUCUCUACCGCAUCGAUAGGUGGGGCCCGCCUUACUUCUCCGUCAACUCCUCCGGCAAUAUCUCCGUCCGCCCUUACGGUGCGGCAACUCUGCCUCACCAGGAGAUUGACCUGUUGAAGGUCGUGAAGAAGGUGUCAGAUUCGAAGUCCAUAGGCGGACUCGGGUUGCAGCUGCCCCUCAUCGUUCGGUUGCCGGAUGUGCUGAAGAACCGGCUGGAGUCUCUUCAAUCUGCUUUUGAUUUUGCCGUCCAAUCUCAGGGCUAUGGGGCUCACUACCAAGGUGUGUAUCCUGUGAAAUGCAAUCAAGAAAGGUUCGUUGUUGAGGAUAUUGUGAAAUUCGGGUUUCCAUUCCGGUUCGGGUUGGAAGCCGGAUCGAAGCCCGAACUGCUUCUGGCCAUGAGCUGCCUCUGCAAGGGGAACCUAGAAGCUCUGUUGGUGUGCAAUGGUUUCAAAGAUGCUGAGUAUAUUUCUCUUGCUCUGUUAGCGAGGAAGCUCGCUCUCAAUACUGUGAUUGUGCUUGAGCAACAGGAGGAGCUGGAUUUGGUGGUGAAUUUGAGCCAGAAGCUCGGUGUCCGUCCAGUGAUUGGAGUCCGAGCAAAGUUGAGAACCAAGCACUCGGGUCAUUUUGGGUCUACUUCCGGCGAGAAAGGAAAGUUCGGUUUGACAACGACCCAAAUUCUGAAUGUUGUGAGGAAGCUAGAGCAUGUGGGGAUGCUUGAUUGUCUGCAAUUGCUACAUUACCAUAUCGGAUCCCAGAUCCCGACCACCGCUCUUCUCCAAGACGGUGUAGGUGAGGCAGCACAGAUCUAUUGUGAAUUAGUCCGCUUGGGUGCCAACAUGCAGGUUUUUGACAUUGGAGGUGGUCUUGGUAUUGACUAUGACGGAUCAAAAUCUGGUGAUUCGGAUGUCUCUGUUGCUUAUGGGCUUGAAGAGUAUGCUGCAGCCGUUGUCAGUGCAGUUCGCUUUGUCUGUGACCGGAAAUCUGUUAAACAUCCGGUGCUUUGCAGUGAAAGUGGAAGAGGCAUCGUGUCCCACCAUUCCAUUCUUAUUUUUGAAGCCUUUUCUUCCAGGGCUUCCUCUUCGCCGGAAAUGAACCAGCUUGCUCUUCAGUAUUUUGCAGAGGGUUUGCCGGAGGAUGUACUCUCUGAUUACCUGAACCUGGAGAAGGCGGCGAUUUCAGGUGAGUACGAGAACUGCCUGGUUUAUGCUGAUAAACUGAAACAGAAAUGUGUUGAACAAUUCAAAGAAGGGUCUCUUGGUAUGGAACAAUUAGCUGCUGUUGAUGGGAUAUGCGAUAUGGUGUCCAAAGAAAUUGGAGCGUCCGAUCCUGUUCGUACUUUCAAUGUGAAUCUGUCUAUCUUCACCUCAAUUCCAGAUUUCUGGGGAAUCGACCAGCUUUUUCCGAUUGUCCCAAUCCAUAGGCUUGAUGAGAGGCCUGGAGUAAGAGGUAUUUUAUCUGAUUUAACUUGUGACAGUGAUGGGAAAAUUAAUAAGUUCAUUGGUGGUGAGUCGAGUUUGCCUUUACAUGAGUUGGAGGGCAACGGUGGUAGUGUUGGCGGUGCCAGGGGUCGGUACUAUCUGGGGAUGUUCUUGGGCGGGGCUUACGAGGAGGCCCUUGGUGGAAUCCACAACCUGUUCGGAGGUCCGAGCAUCGUCCGGGUGUCACAAAGCGAUGGCCCGCACAGUUUCGCGGUGACACGGGCGGUUCCUGGCCAAUCCUGUUGGGACGUCCUCCGAGUGGUGCAGUACGAGCCCGAGCUCAUGUUCCAGACCCUGAAGCACCGUGCGGAUGAGUAUUGUGGGCAGGAUCACAGCGAUUCCGGUGGUGAUGAUAGUCACGGAACGGACAGCGCUGCUUUAGCCAGCAGCCUUGCUCGUUCCUUCCACAACAUGCCAUAUCUCGUUUCCUGCUCCCUAACUGCAAUGAAUAACAAUGCGUUUUACUACUGCAAUGAAGAUGAGUACAGUGCCCCCGUCGAUUCCGUGGCCGCUGAGGACGAGCAGUGGUCUUACUGCUGUGCCUGAGACGGGGUUUCCAUUUAUGGAUUGUCCUGUCUUUUUUUUUCUUUUCUUUUUUUUUUUUGUGUUUUUAAUGUCUAUCGUUAAUUUGGGAUGUUUAGUUUUCGUAAGAGCAGGGCAAUGGGUCUUUUGCAUUAUGUGGGAAUUAGGGGAGCCGAAUCCCUCCUUAUCCUUUGUAAAUUCGGGAUCUUAUUCCCUCGCGUUUAAUAGACUCUCAUCUUUAGU
Molecule: messenger RNA, 2862 nt
Organism: Rubroshorea leprosula
Lineage: Eukaryota; Viridiplantae; Streptophyta; Magnoliopsida; Malvales; Dipterocarpaceae
Source: the annotation of a GenBank genome assembly